This is a messenger RNA of Zootermopsis nevadensis, 1512 nucleotides long. Its product is annotated as motile sperm domain-containing protein 1. Gene Ontology annotation, cellular component: cytoplasm. NCBI's taxonomy places the organism in Eukaryota, Metazoa, Arthropoda, Insecta, Blattodea, Termopsidae. The record is from RefSeq and is a predicted model, not a curated record.
UCGAGGUUAUUUACAAACGCUAUUGGUCAGGCGUACUUUUUAUGCGUGCGAUGACAAUGUUAUUUGUAUUGUGUUGCAGGAUUGCAUAAAUAAUCAGUACUAUUAUCAGAAUAUGUGCUGGACACUUAGAAGCUUAUUUGAAAAAUAUUGGUGGUCUCUGUGAAAUACAGAAUCAUUUCUGCUUAUACUUGCACUUACUAUCACAAGUUGUUUUGAAGAUAGGAUUCUGACUGUAGGUGCACAGAGUGGCAUGCAGUCAGGCGUUGUACAGGUCCCAGUGUUUGUGUACCCGUCACCCAUUACUUUCUAUCUUGAAGAUCAGAGCACUCACAAGCAGGUUCUCACCCUCUACAAUCCAUAUGACUUCCCGAUCAGAUUCAGGGUUCUGUGUACAGCACCGAACAAAUACACGGUUGUGGACCCUGAAGGCUCCAUCAGGCCCAAGUUUUGUAUUGACAUUGUUGUCAGACACAGUGCCAUCUCACCAGCCAAUUGUAACGUCACUGACAAGUUCAGGAUAUAUUUGCAGAACCACACAACCAAGCAGUCGAUAGGGAAGCAAGAUGUAGCUGCCACUCUGCUGCCAGGGAAACAGAGUGGUCCAGUAUUAGAUCAUGAAGUAUUUCAGAGGCUUCCUCCUAGGCUAGAUCUGUCUGCAGCUGGAAGUUUGCAGCAGCCGUUUGAUGCACGUGACUACAGGCAAGGCCGCGUACAGACUCCGAACUAUGUGGUGGUUGUGGCGGCAAUAGUGUGCAUUUUGGCUCUAUUGCUGCCUACACAAGGAGAUGAGGAUACAAGAUUUCCUACAUAUUUGCAUCUCACAUCUCACCUGAAGCUGGUGUUUGCAUAUGUGCUGGGUUUGGUCACAAUGGUCAUUCUAAGACCAUCAUAACAGCAGGAGGGUGAAAUACUGCCAGCCUUACAGCAUCAACAAGAUAUGUGAUGUGGUUUCAGAAAAUGACUUAUCAUGUAGAAGAUGCACAUAUAAAGUAGAAAAAGCUAGGAGACAUGCAUCUUAAGUUCGCAAGUUGUGGGGCAAGACUUUACCAUAGCUCUAGCAUAUUUAUGCGCUAGAGCACGCAGUUCUGCUUCGGUCAUUGUGUUUUCAUCUCAUUAGUCUGUUCUUGCUUCAUUCGCUGCAGACUGAACCGAGCUGACGUGCGAUGCGAGGUGCGGGACUGCGGAGGGACACUUACUGUUAUUUGUUCAAACUGCCUUGAUUGCAGUUAUGAAGUGUGACUGAAAAGCUGCAAAGUUUUGAAAGAAAAAUAACUGAACUGUUCUUAUGUCUUCAUAUUUUAUUGUUUUACUUUUAUGGCAAGUUGCAGAAGUGCCUCCAUUUGAUUCUUCCCUCCAUAUCUUUUAAUAUGAUUGUUUUUCGGUAUCUUAUUUCAUGUGAUGUAACCAUAAAAAUAUUUGCAACAUUUUAAAAAAGUCUUAUGGAGCAGUGGCAGCAGUUUGGCAUUUUUUCUGCAGUAACUGAAAGAACAGAAAAUAUAUCAUAUGAUUGUA